This is a messenger RNA of Penicillium brasilianum, 6220 nucleotides long. Lineage: Eukaryota; Fungi; Ascomycota; Eurotiomycetes; Eurotiales; Aspergillaceae. The record is from the annotation of a GenBank genome assembly.
GGGUGGACUCUUAUUAUGAGAUUGAACAUAUUUUGUAGCCUUACCUUAUACGGGCACUACGUUGAGGCUUGAGGCAUUUUAGGGCAUUUGGCUUGCCUGUCGCUGGUCUGAUUAUGGCGACGAGGCAGUAUAGUCCGAACGAAGAUCGGAAUAUCCUUGGCAACACAAAGUCUUAUUUCUCUCAUCUUGUGCGCUCGAGUCGCUCCUCUCCACGUGAUGGACGUAAUCAAGGAGAUGCGUCCAGCCAGAAUACCCCGAGUGUAAAUGUGCGCCAAUCUACACGAGCGAAGGUCCACGAGAAGAAGACAGGAAAGACGCCAGUAGCGAGCUGGAUCCCCUACACGUUUCGACAUUACUUCAUGGGCAUGCUGAGUAUCGUGACCUUUGGUUUGGUGCUUGUGACGUUCCUGCUUUGGUGGAAAUCUUCGACAAACUAUGGAAUAGGGCCCGAUGAUGGCUCGUCUGCUUUGCUUUUCGGCUGGCGAUACAGUCCGACCGCGAUCACCGUUUUAUGGAUUCAAUUGACCGCCAUGUUAUUUGACGAUGUUAAACGUACCGAGCCCUAUGCCCGCUUAGCCCGACCUGAGGGCGCAAAGGCGUCGACGAGCAUCUUGGAAACGCCGAGCCCCUGGUGGAUUACUCUAUACCGAGGAUUCGCGAAGAAGAAGUACGGCCGGCGAAGUUGGAUAUUAGUUUGCGCAUCACUGAUCAACAUUGUUGGGUUUCUCGCAAUUUCCCCGCUGUCUUCUGCCUAUCUAUACUCGGAACAGAUGGUCGUGCCGUAUACGACUGAGUUCUUGCGUUACUCUCCGAUGUCAAAUUCGCCCCUUCCUAUCGAUAUGGAUCAGACGACACACUUCCGUACCAUCGCAAAUCUUCUUCAAAAUGUAUCAACUUCACCCUGGAUUACGGAUAAUUAUACAAUCCUACCAUUUUGGCCCACCAGUCUCGAGGAUGGAGCAAUCGGCUCCUUACCAACGAGCUCUCAGCAGACAUGGAAGGCGGAGACCACGAUGUUCAAGAGUGAACUGAACUGUACCGAAAUGAAAAGUGUUACCGAGAACGCAAACUCAGAAAACAUCUCCAUUAUCUGGUCUUCCGCUGAUGGGUGCAAGUACGGACUUUCGGCGACGCAAGAUCUUUUCACAACCGGUGGAGCCAGUUGGUCUAAUACUUCAACCUUCUUCUACGCUGACGAAACCCUUUUUGUGAGCGAAAAGUUCUCCUCAUCAAACCAUACAUUUGAAUGUAACGGACGUGAAAUCAUCAUCGCAACCGAGCCAUGGCCGUCGGCAACGAAGCCAGGCCGAUACCUCGCUCAACUUUGCAGUACCAAGUAUUAUAUGGCCAAUAUCUCGGUCACAGUUGCCUUGGCAGGGGACGAGCCAGAGAUCUCUUUCAACGAAACCGAUUUCACUGAGAAUAGAAUGUUAAUCCCGGAGACCGUUAUUAACACCACCAUGUUCCAGGACAUGACCUUGGCCUCGGAAUGGAAUAGCUAUAUGAUCACGUCUCCUUCGAUGAUGGGAGGAGCCUCUGUUAUUCUUGGUGCCCUGUACGACUACAAUAUGACCAAGCUUGUCAAUGAUCCAGACAUGGUGUCCUCUGCAGCGAGAGCAAAGCAGCGCUACUUCGGUGAAGUCAUCCAGUCAGGCUUAAGCCAGGACAAUACCGCCACGAAAGUUCCAAUCCAGGCUCAAAUCCGUGCAGUGGAAACCCGAGUCAUGGUUCAAGCUGGUCCUGCAGUUGCCAUGGGCAUUCUCUUUGGCAUCUGCUUUUUGCUCUUGCUCGUCGUGUGGUGGACCUCGCAAUUAAAGCUCCGGCCAUUGAACUUGACCAAAGACCCAGCAACCACCGCUGGCGUCGCCUAUUUGCUCACGCAAAAUCCGAGGACAAGGUCUGGUUUCCAGUCUUUGAGGCAGCCGUCAAGCAAUGAUCUCCAGAAGAGACUGGGCAGCGAAUGGUUCUACACAGACUCCCAAGGGUUGUCUAGAAACCAACUUGAACAACCGAGAAUUGAGGAGAGUACCCAGUCCAAAAAUGGAACACCUGGAAUACUCCGCUUACCGGCACUCAUUGGAAUGGUUGUCGUCUUGGUGGCUAUUGUUGUUGCCGUUUGCGUACUCUACCAUUACGCCGAAGGAUCCAACUUGUAUCAAAAAGCGUUUGUUUAUCAGUUCGAUGUUUCCUUCUUGAGUGGAAGCGUGUCCUCGAUUGCUCCCUUCUCGAUGAUUCCGACUAUUGUUGCAGUGGGAAUCGGUCUGUGGUGGGGCGCAAUGGAUGAGAAUUUCCGUCGCUUGCAACCAUAUCUUUCCAUGGCAAAACACGAUCCGCCAUAUAAGCAAGGUGUUGAUCUCUCAUACCAAACAUCAUACUGGUUUUGGGCAGCUGGCAAGGCGGCGUUUAACAAGCAGUGGCUGCUUUUCUUGGUCACUUUAGGAUCGACUCUAUCACCGAUUUACACUACUGCCAUGUCUGCACUUUUCGAUCGUGGCACUGGUGUCAUCGUCAAUCCUAUAACACUACAGCGCAGUCUUGAGCUCCGUGAAAUUCCCUUCAUAUAUGAGACGCAGCAAUCGGUGUACCCCGGCGCAUCUAUGAAUUAUCCCACCGCCGUGCUCGAAACUCUCUACCAGAACCUUUCUUCUUACUAUAUGUACACUGCUAUCGUUCAGCUAGCUCUCAACGGCUCAGAGCCAGCUUGGAGCAAGGAUGGCUGGAGCUUUACUCCCCUUGAUUUAAGCAGUAUCUCUAGUUCAGAGUCUCUUGCCAAGCUCGGCGCCAGUCAAGCAGACAAUCUGGGCUCGGUGUCACAAACUAACGUCACGUUUAACACGCCUGCCAUUCGGGGGCGGAUUGAGUGCAGCCCGCCCCCUAUGCAAGUCCUUGCAAAUCUCUCUUCAUGGACAACCGCCACAGACCUGUCUAACCAUACCGUCUGGAAUAAGAGCACAAUUCCAGACGGCGUGCGCGGCGGUUAUCAGCUAGGCAACACGUAUAAAAGCAGACAUUUUCCGAGCAGUAUAACCCCCCUCUUACCAGGGCAGAACCAAACUGAAUGUCUCGGCUGCACUACUGCGUUUGUCAAUCCAGCUAUGCUUACUUGCUGCGGCAAUGGGAGCGCCGAUUCUCGCAUGGGCAGCGUGGCAAUUGGAUAUUGGUCUCCGAACGACGCCCUCGACUAUUUUUCGCCAACCUCUUGGCAAAAGAAUUUCACUGCUAAGUGGUUCUAUGGUGAUGCAAUCACAGGAAUCAAAGUGAACAACAAUACUGUGACGAGCCAGAUAGACGCAGGGCCAUUGUUUCCUUCGCCACCGUCAAUCUCCUUGUUCAACUGCCAGCCUAUCAUCGAGACUGCAGAUGCCACUGUUACUGUCGAUCCGUCAAGCGGCGCGAUUCAAUCGUUCAACAUCACAAGUUCACCAAAGGUGGCGACGGGGGCUUUUACAGAUAAAUUUGUCGCUCAUAAUGGCUCCAUCACCGACUUGCGUGCCGGUUAUAGCGAAUUCAACGUGACAAUCAGCUACGGACACAUCUUCAUGAGCACUCUCCUGACUGCAGCCGAUCUGCAACGCAUUUCCGGCGUCUCCCACACCCUCGGUUACACACUCGAAAGCCUUGAUGACAACACCUUCAACAUCCGGGAUGAAAUGGAGGGCCUAAACAUGGAUUUCAUGACAUAUGCGAUGUAUUCAAUGGCCAAAAAGAACCCACACGCCCUCCUGGACACAGACACGUUCGUCAAUCUCGCGCAAAAGACAUUCACGACUUUCUUCCAGCAUUUCGUCGGCAGCAACAUCACCGUGAAUACCGGUGGCUGGGCCUAUCAGACGAUUAACGCUAGUCUCCCGGCUGACCUUGCCCCCGCGGUCGAGUAUGUCAAUGGGUAUAUGAGCGGUUCCAAGGCGACGGCAUACCAGGAUACCAUACAUCCCAUCUCGCACACGAACAGAACGGUCGUAGUGCAGGUCUCCCAACGCGUCGAACUACUCCAGAUGAACGCCGUCGCAGUCUGGCUAAGCAUCGGAAUAAUGGCAUGGCUCAUCCUCACAACAUUUAUCGUCGCCAUCCUGCAGAAACGCUACUUUGGCCGACUGGUGCGCAACGUCGAGUGUCUGGGUGACGUGCUUGUUCUCAUCGCCGGUAGUGCCAACUUGCUUCGGGUUGUGCGCGAGAUCCAAGCUGGACGGCUUACACCGGAGGAUUAUGAGCAUUUGCGGACCCGCUUGGGUUGGUUUGUGGAUGAGGAUGGCGCGUUGAGGUGGGGUGUUGAGAUGGAGGAGGCCUUUAGGGAUGGGCCGGGUGUGCAGUGGGUUGCUGCGCCGUGCUUUUCGAAGAAGGGGACUAAGACGUGGAGUCUUUCGGAUGAGGAUAGACAGUCGUAGAGGGAGGGUGGUCAUUACGUUGCGAACCUCCUCAUGUUGAAGGUGUAGUGGGUGAUUUUUUGUAAAUAUUGUCUUGGGGACGUACAUAUUGAUCAAUGUAGAAGUUGGUAGUCUAUUUAUUGUACAGUACAUUGUUGAUUCUCUCGCUCUUCGCUGGAAACAGUAAAACAAGAAUCCGAUUGUCUGCCCCUGCAGCCAAUGGAUGACAAUGGCACCAUACAGAGGUGCUUUUUGUUUGCUCUAUGAUGAUGAGCCAAUUCCCAAAUCGCCAAUAUUGCCCAUAUUGAGGAAGUCGGUCGCGGAACCUGCAUCGACGAUACCUUCGGUGCCUUCGUCCUCUUCUUGCUCCUCCUCGUGAUCUUGUUGGCCACUUACCAAGGGAGUGAUCAUGCCAAUGUGGAACAUGUAACCCACCAACAAGGCAACUCCGCCCACGACAGCCGCGACGGAUGCGUAGAGGUCAUUUUUACCGGCGUCGGCGGCCUGAGACACAACAGCCCGCUCAAGGCCCGACAGAUCUGCGUCUGGGGACUGAGCACCCGCCUUCAAUCCGUUGUAAUUGCGCAGAUUGCGGAGGAGUGGGGUGGAAUCAGCCAGCGUAUCGAGGAGAGUGCUACUGACAGCCGCAACGGAGAUACGGCUCGGAGUCCGCCAUGGCAGCGAUGACGAAGGCGUAGACUGCGGCGAAAAUGCAUGGGCAACCUCCACGGGUGCCUGUCCGAAACAUCGUCGCCGCACUCGUUCUGUAUAAGCCGCAAGCUGUGGACUCUUAGUCCGCAUAGCAUCUCGCAGCCAUGGGAAGGUAAGCUCGGGUACCAGCGCCAGCGAAAGGUAUCCCAGUGCAAUGCAGUCCAGACUAGAUAGAGCGUCGUCCUCAUUUUUGGCCAGAAGGUAUGCCUUCUUGCCUAGCAUGGCCUCCAGCGGCUCGAAGAACUCGCCCGUCAGCGCCUCCAAGCGGAAAUGAUUCUGCUGCGCCGUCCGGCCAAGCAAUUUCGAAACCGUGUCGCGUGGGCGUGCGAUCAGGGCCUUGGGGACUCGGCCAGCUGCGACUGCGGCUGAGUGUUCACGUUGGCGCUGCUCUUCCAUCGCUUGUAGGUCCAGCGACGAGAGACCCAGGUGUUCGGUGCGGGCUUUGGCAGCGCCGUGCAGCUUCGGCGGGAGGAUCCAUUGGUUCGGCCAUUGAAGAAGGUUUCCGUACGCGGGUGAUGUGUUGCCAUAGUAGUUCUGGCUGCUCACGUACAGGGAGAGAUCGAUAAGGACUUGACCGCGGGAUUCGACGAAGGAAGAGAAGCUGGAAUGCAGCGCGCGCGAGCGCAGAUGUUAGCCGAUUACUUUCUGCCCCCUUUGGGCGCUUGCUUUACCAAAGCUUGGAGCUGGUGGUUUCACGUACGCGAUACUAUCCGCACGAGCUGUUUCGUCAAGCUCGCGGUCCAGAUCCCAUUCCCCGUUCGAGUAUUGGCGCAGGUAAUCCACGAUGUUGCGGAAGCGGCUCACCCAUGUCGAGCCAUCUUGCAAUGCGGGCAGCUCACCUAGGCAGCCAAAAAAGCGUUUCAGUCAGCUCAUUGCGCUGGGAUUCCGAUGUUCCUGGUUGCUCCGGUCGGGAAAGCGGCGCAAGAGCCAUCACGUCACUCACCAGUAGGAGACACCGAAGGGUCACUAGUCGCCACCAGCUCCCAAGAGCCCUUGGGGAGGGCUAAUGAGCAGUAAGCAAUAGCUGCGAGGCAUUGCGCAUCAAUUGACGGCAAAGUAAAGGCCGGCCCCCAUAUAUGCAGUUGCAAGACCAUUGUGAUUUUGGCUGUACUGGACAGAGAAGGAUGGCCCGCGGAGUGGCCUCG